GUCAAUUGUCAUUGUCAUUCUUUAAGUGUCAGUUCCUUCAAAAUUUCCUUUUGCAAGUACGAUAGCAACCAUGGCUGUCGGUAAAAAUAAAGGUUUGUCUAAAGGAGGUAAAAAAGGAGUUAAAAAGAAGGUUGUGGACCCUUUCACAAGAAAAGACUGGUACGAUGUUAAAGCACCGUCGAUGUUCGCCACCCGCCAGGUCGGUAAAACUUUGGUUAACCGUACGCAAGGUACCAAAAUUGCUUCCGAGGGUCUCAAAUUCAGAGUUUUCGAAGUUUCGUUAACAGAUUUACAAAACGAUAAUGACGGCGAAAGAUCGUUCAGAAAAUUCCGUUUAAUAGCCGAAGAUGUACAAGGUAGAAACGUUUUAACUAAUUUCCAUGGAAUGGAUUUAACUACUGAUAAAUUGAGAUCGAUGGUUAAGAAAUGGCAAACUUUAAUUGAAGCAUCUGCUGAUGUUAAGACGUCCGAUGGAUAUUUGCUGAGAGUUUUCUGCAUAGGGUUCACAAACAAAGAUCAAUUUUCCAAUAGAAAAACUUGUUAUGCACAACAUACCCAAGUUAGAGCUAUUCGUAAGAAGAUGGUGGAAAUCAUAACCAGGGACAUUCAAGGCUCUGAUAUAAAAGAAGUGGUAAAUAAGCUUCUUCCUGACAGUAUAGCCAAGGAUAUCGAAAAGGCCUGCCAGGGAAUUUAUCCUUUACAUGAUGUAUACAUCCGUAAAGUAAAGGUCUUGAAGAAACCACGUUUCGAGCUUUCCAAAUUAUUGGAAUUGCAUGGUGACGGUGGUAAAAGCGGAGCCGGGGAUUCCACUGGUGAAGCGGGAUCCAAAGUUGAUAGGCCUGAGGGUUAUGAACCACCAGUUCAAGAAUCCGUUUAAAAAUGUUGUUUUGUAUUUGAAAAAGUAAAAAAAUGGAGUAAAUACUGGGUUAUUUAAUCUGA
Molecule: messenger RNA, 939 nt
Organism: Diorhabda sublineata
Lineage: Eukaryota; Metazoa; Arthropoda; Insecta; Coleoptera; Chrysomelidae
Gene: RpS3A
Product: 40S ribosomal protein S3a
Exons: 5
Coding region: 71-877 (268 amino acids)
Biological process (GO): translation
Cellular component (GO): cytosol; ribosome
Molecular function (GO): structural constituent of ribosome
Source: RefSeq, a predicted model, not a curated record